ACUGUCACAGAGAGAGGACUCCCCGAACAACGAGGGAAGUGUGAUACUGGGAAACAAAAGCAAGCGUUGUCGUUUAAUUUAUAAUCUCUUAGACUUAAACCCUCUCGCUCAGCCGGAAAUGCACCACAGUCGCACGUAAACGACACAUAAAAAUGUCGAACUCUGGGGAUUCAAUUGCAACGGUGCAAGACCGUGAGCAUGAGCAGAGCGAGCAAUCGCAAGAAUGGGAAACCAUGGCUAGAGCGUGGCUGUGCUCGUUCCCAGAGGCGAAGGAAGUGAGCAUGCCAGAGGUCGAAGCCUGGAUCGACUCCAACAUCGAUUCUCUCCCCGAAGGUCUCCGAUCCAUGCCUCGUCCCGAUCUCUGCCUCAGACUUAUUUCCAUUCAGAAUUGCAUGAGGUUCCCCUUCACCAAUCAGGAAAGGGAUGUUAAUCAGCUUGAUCUUCCACAUGCAAGGUUUCAACGCACUGAUCAAUGGUUACCGGUUUAUUCGUGGUUAGAAACUUUAGAUAAGGAUGAGGUGGUUAAGUCCAAGGAGAUUUCCGACUGGUUAACAGAGAACCCUAAGGUCCAAGAACAGUUAUGCUCAAGGCAUUCACGCUAUCAUUUGAUGCACUACAUCAAAAAAUGCCAUUUAAAGAUAUUGAAAAGAAGGGGAAAGAGGAAGAGUUUAGAACAACCUGACAAAGACACAUCAUUGAAGGUUCAGAAAGAUGUGGUGAUGAAACAUCCAGCCCCACUUCCAUGUAGUUCUGCAAACAAUCUGCCCAAAGAUAGUGAUUUGUUCGUGGCUAAAAGAAAUGAAGCCUAUCGCAAAUACGAGAUUUUACUGGAGUUGGAGAAGCUGCUUUCCCCAGUAUUCUCAAAGCAACCUAGCAUAAAUCAAUGAGACAGUGUCAGAAACAUCAACUAUUGUGUCUGCAGAUUGAUAUUUGCGGUGAGUGGGAACUUCCUGAUGCGGCCUCACUUCAGGGGUAGGAACCUUGUGCUAAUCCGUCUCCUCCUGAUCAACAUUCACUGAAGCAAUGCUGCCUCUCCUUAGUGUUUAAUUUAAAAGAUAAAUAUUCUCUUCAGGAAAAGGUAGAUCAUAGUUGUUUACCUAUGUAGAAAGUAGUGUAGCAGAAUUAUUUUACCAUCAUCUGACCAUUACAUCAGUUUCGGACAUCAUGAAUCAGAGCUGGUCCAAAGAUUUCCUGUUAUGAGUGAUUAAACAUUUUCAUGAGCUCCUGUAAGGUGAUGAAUAUAUUAUGCUAGUUAUGCUUAAACAUAGUCAA
Messenger RNA from Gastrolobium bilobum, 1272 nucleotides. RefSeq lists its product as uncharacterized. NCBI's taxonomy places the organism in Eukaryota, Viridiplantae, Streptophyta, Magnoliopsida, Fabales, Fabaceae. The record is from RefSeq and is a predicted model, not a curated record. Bases 153 to 887 code for a protein of 244 amino acids. The transcript is spliced from 5 exons.